Messenger RNA from Grosmannia clavigera kw1407, 441 nucleotides. RefSeq lists its product as uncharacterized. Bases 1 to 441 code for a protein of 146 amino acids. The record is from RefSeq and is a predicted model, not a curated record. Lineage: Eukaryota; Fungi; Ascomycota; Sordariomycetes; Ophiostomatales; Ophiostomataceae. The transcript has a single exon.
AUGCGGCGUGUCUGGAUGCAGUCGCGUGCCGAAAUCAUCUGGGUUGACGUUUCCAGGCCCCGAUCCGGUGCCAAAGCCGGGACUGCUUUUGCUGCCGCCACUGAAGCUGCCGCUGGAAUUUCCGCUUGCCCUGGCAGCUCCGCCGGAUCCGGUAUUGCGGUAGAAGCUCGGCGGUGGACCUUUGAAAGUGCCGCGCCUGCGACUCAGCCCCGACGCGGGGCGACCACCGGCUGGACCGGUGCUGUGGUAAGACGAGCUCGUGUGGUGUUUGACAGCAUGGCUGGCGGAAUGCCGCGAUUGCAGGCGGUGUCUCAUGACAUCGCGGUCGUAGACGGCGCGUUUCUCCGAGUGGCCGAGAAUGGCGUAGGCCUCGGAUAUGCGGACGAAACGGCGGGACGCAUGGGGGUCAUCCUGGUUGUGGUCAGGGUGGUGAGCCUUUGA